Molecule: messenger RNA, 2827 nt
Organism: Schistosoma curassoni
Lineage: Eukaryota; Metazoa; Platyhelminthes; Trematoda; Strigeidida; Schistosomatidae
Source: the annotation of a GenBank genome assembly
AUACAAUCCAGUCGGUACUGUGUUGUUUUGUUACUAUUGUGUUUUUGCUGUUUUCUGGUCUAUAGUUUUGUUUGUACGGUGAGUUUUAUAGUAAAUAACUGGUAAAGCACCGCCUUGGUUUUCAUUUGCUUUUAACGUACAAUGUUUUAUCUGAAAGUUAGGACGGUUUUACAUCUACAUUGGUUUGCACAAAUGUAGUUGUGUUCGUGUGUGUAUUCUUGUUGUAAAGUGUCAAUACUAAGAGCAAGUAUUUUCAGACAUACACUUGAUGCUGCUUACAGCCUCUCAGUUUGAUGAUCAGGUUUGCGAGGUGUUCAUGUUUAGAUAAUCAAAGGAUAUAACUAUAUGUGAAGGCUUUGUGCUCCCUACACUCAUCGGUGCACAUUGUUAUUUCGGGUAUGACAUACUGUCCUACAACUGGUACGGGAACUCAUUUAGGACCACCUUUUUGUAGUGUUUUAUCUCAAACUCCGAAUAGCUAAAAUUUAACCAAAAAAAUGCACUUACCGGAUCUAAGAUGACACUCCUGACCCCAUUGUACUGUUCUGCGAGCAAGAGUUGCAUCGAUUGGAACUACUAUUUCAACUUCAAGGGACAUUUUACCCUAAAAGCAUUUUUGAGCACACUUCUCAACAGUAACCCUACCACUCUACCAGCGCAGCUAUGUUUACGUGUGCACUUGUUGCGUCAGUGGCUACUUGUACUAAUGCUAGCCAUCCAAUUAUCGAAACCACUAUCUGUUGCAGUUUCAACUUUCAUCGUGCAAGUGCGAUUUCUUAGUAGGCCUUUUUGUUCAGCACGUGGUGAACCGUAAAACAAUACCUUCUCUGGGCUGCAUAUAUCUUCACCGUAUUUGCUGUUGAGAGUUACAUAAUAUGCUCCUUCUAAUCGUCCAAGACUCAGUAAUGUACGACUAUAUCAUCAUCCAAAUUAUCCUAAAUACAAAAUCUAAUCAAAACAUGGCAUCUAAUUAGAGGCUAUCGCAUGUUGACUAGUGCCCUAGACCCAUAAAUUCCUGGUGAAACGGGACCUAUUUCAUAUCAGUGAACGUUGUGGGUGAAUGUUUCCAAUAAUCUCAGAUGUGCAUGCGAGUUUCUCCAACUGAUUCCGGUAACAGCGGAGUUUUAUUUGUUGGAUUCAAUCAAGAUUAUAGUUGUUUUGCAGUUGGUAUGCAAAAUGGAUUCAGAAUUUUCAAUUGUGAUCCUUUAAAACAAUUAGAACGUUAUGAAUUCGAUAUCCGAGAUGGUACCGGUGUUGGCUACAUGGAAAUGUUAUUUCGUACAAAUUUACUUGGUAUACUGGGUGGCGGUAAUCAUUCACGUCUACCAAGUAAUGUCGCUUGUUUAUGGGAUGGAAUAAAACAACAAUUUGUCUUAGAAAUCACCUGUGCUACAGAUGUUCGUGGCAUUCGUUUAAGACAUGAUCGAAUAAUAAUUAUACUUGUAAAUGCUAUCAAAGUGUACACAUUUAGCCCAUCACCUCAAUUAAUUUUUGAAUCAAAUACAUGUUCAAAUCCUUCAGGAUUAUGUUAUGUCUGUCAAAGUGUUGAUAAUCCAUUGGUUGUAUUUCCUGGACGACGACCUGGUGUUGUAUCAUUAGUUCAUAUUGGAAAUACUGGUUGUAACGUCAAUCUUAAUAACAACGCAAAUAAUAACAAUCCUGGGAAUGUUACUAACAAUAACAGUAAUACUACUAAUAAUAAUAAUAUUGGAAGUACAAAUACAAUAUCCAUCAAUACUAUUUGUCCAUCAUCAACAAAUGCUACUAAUAUGCCACCAAGACAAAUAAUUGCACAUGAAAAUCCACUUGCAUCAAUCACUUUAAAUCGUGAUGGUUAUCUACUGGCAACAGCAUCACAAAAAGGCACAUUAAUUCGUAUAUUUUCUACAAAAGAUUGUACUUUAUUACAUGAAUUACGACGUGGCACUAGUCAAGCUACAAUUACAUCAUUAUCAUUUAAUAAAGAUAGUGAUUUAUUAUGUGUUACCAGUGAACGUGGUACUGCGCACAUAUUUUGUCUUACAAAAGAUUCUUUAACUAAUCCUCGUAAUAUUCAAAUUAGUAGUAGUAAUAGUAUUAGUAGUAGUAGUAAUAGUAGUAAUACUAGUAUCAAUCAUAACCAUAGUCCUCACUUGACAAAAUCUUCAGGAUUUGGUUCCGGUAAACUCUCUCUACGUUCUCUAUUUUCUACUACAAGCCAUAUACGAUGUGUUUUGGAAACGAAAUUCAAAGCUAUAUGUGCUUUCAGUUCUGUCAGUCCUGAUACUUUAAUAGUUUUAUCCGCAGAUGGAUCUUACUACAAGUACACAUUCACAGCAAAUGGUACGGUAACACGUGUAACAUUUGUAAACUUUCUAGAUUUCUAUGAUGAUGAAACAGAUUUCUAAUUUUGUCAAUGUAUUUAUUUCUUUGAUAAUUUAAAUACUAAGUAAUUGUGUUUUUGAUAGCUUAUCCUAUCGGUUCUUUUUCAAUUCAUGUUAACAUAGAUUGAAUAAAUUUAAUUCUUCCGUAGUUACUGCUGAUUGUUAUUAUUAUUAUUAUGCCACCUCUCUUUCUCUCUCCGUAUAUAUGUUUGUGUGUGUGUGUGUGUGUUUGUGUAUGUGAUUAUUUAUCCAGUUGUUUUUUACUUUUUGUUCUACGUUUGUGAUUUGUUUAUUUAUUUUUUCUAAUUGAACACUGUGGGGUUUUUUUGUCUUUCCGCGCUUUCUUCAUCAUGAUAUAUUAUACAUUUGUAAACUCUGUUUUAUACAAUGUGAAUUUAUGAAAAAACGGGUAAGAAUGUGUAUUAUUAUGAAUGAAAGUAGUAAAGAUGUAAAACAAUGAUUAU